This is a messenger RNA of Xyrauchen texanus (razorback sucker), 3380 nucleotides long. RefSeq names its product cAMP-dependent protein kinase type II-beta regulatory subunit. The transcript has 11 exons. Gene Ontology annotation, cellular component: cAMP-dependent protein kinase complex. The coding region runs from base 316 to 1527 and encodes 403 amino acids. Gene Ontology annotation, molecular function: cAMP-dependent protein kinase regulator activity. The record is from RefSeq and is a predicted model, not a curated record. Gene Ontology annotation, biological process: regulation of protein phosphorylation. Lineage: Eukaryota; Metazoa; Chordata; Actinopteri; Cypriniformes; Catostomidae.
GCGCAAAUCCCGGGAUGCUGGUUGCCAUGGUUUCCCGGAUCACAUGCCCGCCUUGCAUGUAGCCAGUAGCGGGGGAGAAUAAAAGAUGCCAGCUCUUGCCAUUUUUACGCCUGCAAAUUAGAGGACGCGAUCGGACACGCGUGGAAAUAUACGUGCGGAUGGUGGAAUAGCGAAUCCGUCGCGUUCUCUCUAACGCGUAAUUAUUAUUCUCAGCAGACGCGGCGAAAGAGCGGACCCGUUUGAUUUGAAUUCUUUUUCACGCGCAAGAUCGGGCCGAAUUUUGCGCACAUUUCACGGGAGCGCCGAUCGUCAGGAAUGAGUAUAGAAAUCCCAGAGGGCUUGACGGAGCUUUUGCAGAGCUUUACCGUGGAGGUCCUGAGGAAUCAGCCCGGGGAUCUGCUGGAGUUCGCCCUGCAGUACUUCACCCGGCUCAAGGAGAACGAGACCCGCGGUGGCGCGUUCGGCAAUGAGCACAAUUCGGCCGGGCGAACGGGCAAAGCCGUCAACUUCAUCGAGGAGGCCAUGCAGAUCGACUCUGAGAACGGAGAGGAAGACGACGAUGAUGAAGAAUUCGUAGCUCCAAUCAUCAACAGAUUUGUCCGGAGAGCUUCUGUAUGUGCAGAGGCGUAUAACCCUGAUGAGGAUGAAGAGGAGAGGGAACCGAGGGUCACUGAACCCAAAACAGACGAGCAGAGGCAAAGACUACAGGAAGCAUGCAAAGACAUCAUACUGUUCAAAAACCUGGACCAGGAACAGAUGUCCCAAGUGUUGGAUGCCAUGUUUGAGAAGAUAGUGGUGACGGGGGAGCACAUUAUUGAUCAAGACGACGAUGGCGACAACUUUUACGUCAUUGAGAGAGGAACAUUUGAGAUUCUGUUGAAGGCCGACAGCACCACACGGACCGUGGGAUCUUAUGAUGACCGUGGGAGUUUUGGAGAGCUCGCCCUCAUGUACAACACCCCAAGGGCGGCCACCAUCAUUGCUACCUCAUCUGGAGCCUUGUGGUGCCUAGAUCGACUGACGUUCAGAAGGAUCAUCGUAAAAAACAACGCAAAGAAAAGAAAAAUGUACGAGGCUUUUAUCGGGACCCUUCCGCUGCUCACGUCACUAGAGGUUUCAGAGAGGAUGAAAGUUGCUGAUGUUUUGUCAACCAAAUCAUACAACAGUGGGGAACAGAUCAUCGCUCAGGGUGAUUUGGCUGAUUGCUUCUACAUCGUAGAGUCAGGAUACGUCAAGAUUGCUAUGAAGAGGAGCAAAUCAAAAAAUGAUUCUGAAGACGAUGAAGUGGAAAUCGCCACAUGCUCUAGGGGGCAGUAUUUUGGAGAGUUGGCUCUCGUCACCAACAAACCACGAGCGGCAUCUGCAUAUGCUGUGGACAACGUCAAAUGCUUAGUAAUGGACGUGCAGGCGUUUGAGAGGUUAUUAGGCCCCUGCAUGGACAUCAUGAAACGGAACAUUGCGAAUUACGAAGAGCAGCUGAUCACACUCUUCGGGAAUCAAAUGGCAAUAGAGGAGCCGAAUGCAUGAAAUCAGUUCAUCAUUUAACAUCGCAAACUAAAAAUGAAACAUGAAAUGAUGAGAAAAUGGUAAGUAGCGGCCUGUGGUGAAGAAAUCGCGCUAACAUGGGUCAUAAGCUUGAAGUUAUUUUUUUGCAUUCACAGAUAAGAAACUCUGGGGUUUGUCAAAGAUGAUGAUUUUUAGAUGUGAAUAGCCAAAUGUAUGAACGUUUGCAUCUGGGAUAUGUGAGGGGUUUUUUUUUCCACGGGUUAAUCAAUUUGGGGACAUAUUUGAAAUUUAGUACAAAAUGGUUACAUGGUUAAUGUUUCAUUAACAUGUUAAGGAGGCAAUGACUGCAUCUUUUAAAGUGAUGUACACAUACAAUUUGCCAGAUUGUUUCAUUGCCAUAUACAGCUCCUACACAGUAAUGUUAUUUUCCUCUUAAAGAUAUACUUUUGAGUUCUUAUCUGCAUUUCCACAGUCUUCAGUGUUUUCAGUGUCACAUGCAAUUAAUUUAACGUAUGUCUACCAUUUUUGACGAACAAAGAAUUAAUUAAUUUAGCACCUGCAGUUUGGAAGAGCUAGACACUUGCUUCAUAAUUUGCAUUUCUAUCACAACUAAUACAACGUAAACAAUUACAUUUACCUAAUUAGAACCAUUCCCCCAAGUCAAACUGAAGUAAAAAUUGUACCCGUUUACUUUCUUAAUAAACGUUUCUUGUCUUUCAUGCACGAUUCAUCAUUAUCAUUAUUUAUUAAGUCUAACCCACUUUUUACGAUCCAAUCAAAUUCCCCGAAAUCAAGCCACGCCCUACAUAUUUUCCUCAUUGAAUACCUGGUUUCACUCUGAAAUGCGUCAGAUUAUAGAAAGUAAAAUGGGUCGCGAACAGUGUUUCACGUUGACUUUAAUGCUCAAGUUUGAUGAAAACGUCACAAGUUAGUAUACUUUCCAAUCACGGAAAAACAAAUUGCUUGGGAAUACGGUAUGAGAAAAGAACAUAUACAUGCACAGGAUCAAAUAUAUGAAAGACAUGGAAAUGCAGUUUGAAUAUUAUUGCACUUUGAUGCCAGUGAAAUGAAAAUCCUGAUUUAUGGAUGCACAGCUCUAAAUGUUUUCGAUUCCUUGUUUUUGCACAGUCUUAAAAGCUCUUACUGUUACUUAUGAAUAUAGACAACAUAGACAUUGAGUAUUAACUUUUUUGAAUGGUGUAGCACAUUUAUAUACUUUGUUAACAUCCUCAUUGAUUGAUGCAUCUGUCAAAAUUGAGGUUGUGUUUGUGUGUAACUGAAGUAUUUCACACUGAAUUAAGAAAUAUUUGACAUGCACAAACAAUAUGUUCACAUAUGUUUUCUAGAAACGUCUGCUUCAUCUUAAUUUAGUGUCUUUCUACCUUUUUGUUUUUAUUCCACUUAAUUCUUUAUUUCUGAGAUUAUUGGACAAUGUAUUUAUCUCUCGCUGUUAUUGUCUGAGAAGUAUGUCCUCCUUGUUGAUUGGAUGUUUCUUGCUUCAACAGCAAGUCACUUGCAUUUACUAGUAAUUUCCAUUUUUUCCUAAAACAUUACUGAAGACUAUUCAUUACUCUCUACCUCUAAUAUAAAUGACUUCAUCAACUCUUCCCAUUUAGAUAGAUCCCAACAGGUUCGUUGCUUGGCAGCUGACCUGUAGUGAGCCCAUCUUCUGUAUCUGUGUCGAUGCAACAUUACACCACACUUAUCAUUUCCAGUGCUCAAUUUUGUGUGAAUUUCUGCCGCCUAAUUAAGAUCUUUAAGUCGCUAUUAAUGCUUUUUAAAUCCUGAAAAAUGAAUCAAAGGUCUACAGUCUCUUGGUGCAAGAGAGCCCAGUAUUAUACUGUCAGUGUAUGUUAUAUUUGACUUUCCAUUCA